AUGCCACCCAAAACAGUCGACCAACCAUCCGGCCCUCUAAACCUCCUCCGCCCAUUCCUCUUGCUCUCUUACUCAGCCUACUACAUCGUCCCCACUAUCAUCUCGCUCAUCCGAGAACUUAACCUCAAGCCCUUCUUCAGCCUAGACGCCUUCAAAGAUGAAUGGUUCGGCCGCUUCUGGAUAUGGUUCGGUCCUGCCUCCCGCGAGUAUGCAGCACCAGCAGUAAUGCCACUUCUGCAAAACAGUGCCUCUGGUGUAUGCCUGGACAUCGGCCCAGGAACAGGUCAAUGGCUCUACCUCUUUGCCCGCGCUGAAAAUCCUAGCAUCACGAAGAUCUACGGAGUGGAGCCGAAUCAUGCUAUGCACAAGUCUUUAUGGGCGAAUGCCGUGAAGGCGGGACUGGGAGAUGUGUAUGAGGUGAUUGGGUGUGGAGCGGAGGAGUUGGGGACCAAGGGUGGGAUUGAUCCUGGGAGUGUUGAUACGAUCGUCACAGUGCAGUGUCUUUGCAGUAUACCAACGCCGGAGCUGAUCAUUCGCGAAUUGUAUCCGCUGUUGAAGCCGGGUGGGAAGUGGUUGGUCUACGAGCAUGUGAAGACGAAGUAUACGGGAGACUUCGUGGCGUAUUGGCAGAAGAUGAUCAACAUCAUCUGGCCGCACUUUUUCAAUGGCUGUGAUAUCACAAGACCUACCGAUGAGUGGCUGCUGCGAGCUGGUGAGUGGGAGGAGGUCAAGCUGAAGCCAGGUGCUGGGGAGGGUCCGUACGAUUGCGUACCGCAUGUCAUCGGCACGCUCACCAAGAAAAAGGGUUGA
This is a messenger RNA of Fulvia fulva, 810 nucleotides long. RefSeq names its product Methyltransferase-like protein 7A. NCBI's taxonomy places the organism in Eukaryota, Fungi, Ascomycota, Dothideomycetes, Mycosphaerellales, Mycosphaerellaceae. The transcript is spliced from 2 exons. The record is from RefSeq and is a predicted model, not a curated record. Bases 1 to 810 code for a protein of 269 amino acids.